This is a messenger RNA of Debaryomyces fabryi, 738 nucleotides long. RefSeq lists its product as uncharacterized. Lineage: Eukaryota; Fungi; Ascomycota; Pichiomycetes; Serinales; Debaryomycetaceae. Bases 1 to 738 code for a protein of 245 amino acids. The transcript has a single exon. The record is from RefSeq and is a predicted model, not a curated record.
AUGAAUGCAAUACCUUUAAAGAGUGUAAACGGUCUUAAUUCGGAAGAAUUGUCUAAUAAAGCUGAGAAUAUUAUAAAUUCGAUAGGAAAAAUAUGGAAAACGGAUAAAAAAUAUACAUACAAGCUAAACAAAGUGAACUCGAAUAUUAAUGUACAAACGUACCAUAUUGAUAAGCUCAAUGAUGAUUAUUGGUGUGCAAGAGUUUCGACACUUAAAGAGAUAGAUGUCGAAGAUAAAAGGAGUUAUUAUUCGAAACUUGAAAAAUACAUUGUUGGAUCAAUCUCAAGUUUAGAAAACACACAUACAGAAUACGAAAAGCAGUACAUUCAUGAACUUGUUAAUUAUGAACUUAAACCAAUUACAUUGACGCCCAAUAAGGACUUUGAAACGUUUACUUACUUAGCAAGACUAGAGUAUAAAUUUCCUUUUCCGUUAAGACGGAGAGUAUUUUUUGAAUUGAUUCAUAUUUGCAAAUCUCGUAUGGAAUCUUUGUCGUAUAUUAUUUCGUUACCGAUUGACCCAACUUGUUUUCAAAGUGAGUCCUUAAACAUGGUUCAUGCCAGAUAUGCUUCAAUCGAGAAAAUAUCCUAUGAUAAAUCGACAAAUGAUUUGGAAUGGCUAAUGGCUACAUGUUCAAGUCCUGGAGGAUCAAUACCUGACUGGUUAAGUAAAUUAAGCAUCAAUAAAGCGAUAGCUAAAGAUGUUCCAAGCUUUUUAAAUUGGUCAGAUUCUAUAUAG